This is a messenger RNA of Colletotrichum fioriniae, 3843 nucleotides long. The record is from RefSeq and is a predicted model, not a curated record. Lineage: Eukaryota; Fungi; Ascomycota; Sordariomycetes; Glomerellales; Glomerellaceae.
AUGGAGGGCACCACGGAGCCCAACGGUUACGACCACCAGCAGAUCAACGGUCUCAACGGCGACUCCAACGGUCGCACCGAGCCUGACUACACAGAAUCAUUCGACGCCCCCUACCCGGCCACGGAGCCCCACGAGGGUCACCGCCAGGCCAGUGACACAUUCGAUCCUGUGACUGGUGCAUACCCGCGCAUCUCCCGCCCCGUUGAGCUGAUCCGCCCGUCCUAUGACGUUGUUGUCAUCGGUUCUGGAUACGGUGGCGCCGUCGCCGCCAGCCGCAUGGCACGUGGAAACAAACAGGUUUGCUUGCUCGAGCGUGGCAAGGAGAAGUGGCCCGGCGAGUUCCCCUCUGAGAUCGUCCCAGCCGUGAAGGAGCUUCACACUACCAACGCAGCGACGGAUGGUCUUCUCGGUGCUCUUGGAAAGUUGGGCACCGGCGGUGAUCCAACUGGGCUUUACCAUCUCAUCGUUGGCGAUGGUCAAAAUGCCUUUGUAGGCAAUGGCUUGGGCGGCACGAGUUUGCUCAAUGCGAAUGUUUUCCUUGAAGCAGAUGAAGGGGUUCUCAACCUGCCUAUCUGGCCCAAGGAGAUAGACGCAGGGGAACUGAAGAAAUAUUACAAGCGCGCUGCCGGUGUCUUGGAGCCUAAAAAGUAUCCAAAAGACUUCCCCAAACUACACAAGCUGGAGACCCUCGAGAAGCAGGCUAAGCUCAUGGGUUGGAGCGAAAAGUUCGACCGUGUACCCCAGACCACCCGCUUCGAGGAUGGAGAGAACAGCACUGGUGUCUACAUGCGUGCCUCCACGCUCAGUGGCCAAGACACUACCGGCCUCAACGACGGCAGCAAGUCCACAACUCUGGUGAACUAUCUUAGUGACGCCUGGAACUGGGGUACCGAGAUGUUCUGCCAGUGUGAGGUCCGUUAUGUCACGAAGGCUAAGGACCGCGAGGGCUAUAUCGUUCACUUUGCGUGGCACGGUGGGAAGCGCGCCAACUUCAAGGACCUUUUUUACGAGGAUCUGAUGUGGGUGCACGCCAAGGAGCUGGUUUUCUUCGGCGCUGGUAGUAUCGGAACUACCGAAAUUUUGCUCCGCAGCAAGCAAUUUGGUUUGGAUAUGAGUCCCGACGUUGGGCACGGCAUGAGUGGCAACGGUGAUAUCCUCGCUUUCGGCGAGUAUGUCAACGGCAUGGGACGCGAAGAUCCCCCACCAAACCGUCCCGUUGGGCCGUGUAUCACUGGUAUCAUCGACUGCCGGAAGGGCCUGGACAACCCUCUUGAUGGCUUCGUCGUUGAGGAGGGUGCUAUUCCUGCCGCCCUCGCGCCCUUCUACCAAGCAAUGCUCACGUAUUUGCCCGGCAGAGUGUUCCCCGAUAAUAUCUCCAUCAAGGGCGCAGUCGGUCACGUAACUGCAGCUGUCGGCAGUCGCUUCUUCGGCCCCUACUUCCCCGAUGGAAGCACUGAGAAGACGCAGUGUUAUCUCAUCAUGUCGCACGACAGCAGUCAAGCAACCAUGCAGCUUGACAAAGACAGACCGCUCAUCAACUUCUCCGGCGUUGGCAAGUCGCACAGAGCCAAGAAGCUGGCGGGCUACUUGGCCAAGCUGACCAACCUGAUCGGCGGAAUCUACGUCGACAGUCCCUUCUACGCCGCAUUUGGUGAGAAGGAGAUCACUGUUCAUGCCAUUGGUGGUGCUCGUAUCAGCAACGACGGAACUGGCGCCAGCGGCGGCGUGAACCACAAAGGCCAACUGUUCAAGGGCACUGAAGGUGAGGUCCAUGAGGGCUUGGUGGUUUGCGACGGAUCCAUUGUUCCUGCGGCUCUUGGUGUCAAUCCUUUCGCGACAAUUACGGCCCUCGCGGAGAGAUCUGUUGAUAAGAUCGCGGAUGACUUCCAUAUUAAAGUCGAUCUCAAGACAAAGAAUGGCUCUCUAAACCUGUUUGGCAAGCCGGCACACGACCCCUUCGAGGGCGAACAUCCGCCUGUGGCCAGAGUGCAAGAAAUCAUCAACACAGCCAGAGAUGACAUGACUCCUGGCAUUGCCUUCACCGAGACCAUGGACGGAUGGAUUCACUUCGGAGAAGAUUCCAAGACAUUGGAUUUCCAAAGAGCCACCUUGACUGCAAAGAGCCGGGGCGAAUAUGCCCGUUUCUUCCUCAGUGCUAGGUCAUGGAACACUCACAACCUCGUCCACGACAAGGAACACGAAGCCAACCUUACCGGCACCUUUACUUGCCCCACUCUGGGUGGCACAUCUAUGGUCCAGGGCGGCAAGUUCAACUUGUUCAACGACGACCCGAGAUCGCCUGACACCUCCAACCUGACUUACAACUUCCUGAUAUCCCAAAAGGAUGGCAAGAAGUUGCACUUCAAUGGCUACAAGGUCGUCAACUCAGACGUUGUCUUCAACCCUGUCAACCUCUGGAAAGCCACGACCACUCUCUACUGCACUAUUACUGAGGUUGACGAGCAUGACCAGCCCAUUCAUGAAGAGAUUCGCGGUAAGGGUAUCAUCCACAUCCGCCCCACAGCCUUCCUUCAAGAAUGCACAACCAUGGAAGCAACCGGAUCCAGCCUCUACGCCAAGGUCUCUUCAACCGCCAACUUCCUCGGAUACUUCACCGCCAAGGCAGCUGGAGCCUUCCUCACACCUUUUAUCCCUCAGAUCUGGCCCAGCCUGCCUUUCAACAGCUACCAGAACCCCACACCCUGGUCGGAAGAGAUCACAGUGGAGGCCAACGACCGCGUCAAGACGAAGCUCUACAUGUGGGAGCCGCAGACUAUUGGUGGGGACGCAAGCAGGGCCCCGAUUGUUUUGUUCAUCCCUGGCGCCGCCGUCGACCAGCAGAUCUUUGCUUUGCCCACCAUUGAGAAGAAUGCGGUCAACUACUUCCGGGCUAAGGGGUACCGCGUGUACUCUAUGGUACACCGCGUCGGCAAGACCAUUGUUGCUCAACAGAACUGGACCACAUACGACGCCCGUCGCGAUAUUCAGGCGGCUCUCAGGAAGAUUCGCAAGAGGCACGCCAUAAUUGACAGGCUGGACGGUAGCGGCCCCUCGUCACCGACGUACGUCGUAGCGCACUGCGCUGGAUCUAUCGCUCUUGCUUCAGGUCUGCUUGACGGAAGCAUCCCUAGGCAAUGGCUUAGCGGUGUCACCGCGUCCCAGGUCUUCAUGAACCCCAAGUUCCCCAAGGUCAACCACGUCAAGGCUAGCCUCCCCAUAUCCAUGGCCAACAUCUACAAUCUCAUCCAGGGCAAGUGGUUUGACUGCACCAGCACACCUCGCGAUGGAUAUGUCCAGCAGGCUAUUAACCAGUUGCUUCGCUUCUAUCCCGUUGGUCACCGCAACGAGAUCUGCAACUCUGUUGUCUGCCACCGCAGCUCUCUUGCUUUCGGCCGGCUCUGGUCCCACAAGGGACUCAACGAGGCCACUCACUCUCAAUUAGAGAACUUCAUCGGUGGUGCCUCAAUGGCGAACUUGAACCACUUGAUGUACCAAGGCACCCACGAAGUCGUGACCGACUCGCAGAACGAGAGCCUCGUCACACCGCAGAACAUCGCCCGCCUCAAGGGUCUGCCCAUUUUCCUCUUCUCUGGAUCUGAGAACGAGGUUUACGCGCCCGAGAACACCGACACAUCCUUCACCACCCUCACGGAGGCUAACGGCGGCGUCUGCUACGAGAGACAGGUGUUCCAGAAUCGCGGGCAUUUGGACGCCUGGAUGAGCCCUACCGCCCACAAGGACAUCUUCCCGCGUGUUGAGCAGCACAUCCAGAAUGUCCUGAACGACAAGUAUUCGCGACUUGAAAGGUUUGCAUCAGGCAACCCGCUGGGGUUGAAGAAGUGA